Psilocybe cubensis is the source of this 1440-nucleotide messenger RNA. RefSeq lists its product as uncharacterized. The record is from RefSeq and is a predicted model, not a curated record. NCBI's taxonomy places the organism in Eukaryota, Fungi, Basidiomycota, Agaricomycetes, Agaricales, Agrocybaceae. Bases 1 to 1440 code for a protein of 479 amino acids. The transcript has a single exon.
AUGUUGUCAAAUGUCGUCACAGGGUCCUUACUUCGAAGCAGUCCCCUCAAGUUAACCACUCCUUCCUGGCCAAAGAUGUCAUUAACCCCUGAGUGCGAUUGUGAACACACACAACCGAUUACAACAUACUACCACCGGAGAACAGUCACUCCUCAAUUGCCACCAGAGCUGUGGUUGGAAAUAUUUGAAUUCGCUACUUAUGUCCACAGUCAAUCUACCAUUACACCCCUCGACCCUUUUACCCCAAGACAUGUCUGCAGAAGUGCUCUGGGUGCCAACUCACCCUCAUUGGCAUCGCGAACAAAGCUCGUACUUGUGCUUGUAUCUAAAGAGUGGAGGAACAUUGCGUUGCAACUGCUAUACCGGCAUAUCGAAGUACGCAGCAUCCAUCGUGCCCAACUCAUUCUCAGGGCUUUGCAACACGGCGUGUCAAACCACGAGCCUUAUGGACAAUGGACGCGCCACAUUGAGAUCUUCACGUUCACGCGCGGUGCUAAUGACAUAAGAUAUUUGCAUGCAAUCUACAAGAUCCUCGAAUUAUGUCCAGAGCUCAGGAUCUUGAGCGGAAACUGGACAAAUCUUAUUCAUGUCGACUUUCUGCAGGCGGUAGCGAAACUUCUUGGCCCUUCACUGCGUGCAUUGUUUUGGAAAGAAACAACCCCCAAGCCAUUACGACAAUCUAAAUUUCUUACAGCUACAACGCCAGAAUUUUUGGGAGCCUUCCAAUCCCUCCGUACUCUUGACCUCCAUCAUUUUCUGGGAAGCGAGCCAAACACUUGGUCAGAACCACCCACACCAAAAUUACCAUACCUUCAAGAUCUCAUUCUGUCCAUGCGUCCUGAAUGUUUAAAAGUUGCGACUUUCAUAGCAAUGCCAUCGCUGAGAAACCUCACUCUUCAAACCACCGGUUGGUGCAUUGAGAGCGAGAAGCUCUUGGCCAAUUUUCUGAAGAUAAACGGGGCGUUCAUAACAACAGUUGACGUCCCGCUCCCACUAGAAUUUGAAACCGAAUCCCAAAUACGCGAACCAACAACACCAUACGUUAACGUCAAUAUAUUCCUUAAUCAAGAUUUAUGUCCCAUAUUGGACACCAUUUCCUUCCCUGCAAAUGCAAUGCAAAUUACUUCUCAUAUCCAUCGUACUCUUCGUCGUAUAGGUUUUAGAGGCUGCAAACUCGACGGGCUAUAUCCCCAGAAAUCUUCAACUCUGCGAGACCAUUUAAUGGCGAUCAACUUCGAUAAAUAUCCCAGACUUCAGGUUAUACAAAUUAUAGGCUUUCUAGUCGACGCACAUGCAGAAAGAAUCGCCCGAGAUAUCUUUAUUUGGUGGGCAGAGCGGUUCGAAUCUGAAAUGGGAGUAGCCUUCCUUGAUGGAGAAGCUGUGCUGUGGCAAUAUGACGUGGAUCAAGACAAAAUUGCCCCUACCCCAAUUGAAGGUUGA